Molecule: messenger RNA, 1424 nt
Organism: Parathielavia appendiculata
Lineage: Eukaryota; Fungi; Ascomycota; Sordariomycetes; Sordariales; Chaetomiaceae
Exons: 4
Coding region: 182-1060 (292 amino acids)
Source: RefSeq, a predicted model, not a curated record
CGAGAUUCGACACCCGCUGAAUGAUCAGGCCGCUGGUGAGCUGUUUGAGCACCUCGCCUCCCCCCGCUGCCCAUCCAUCUCUCCUUAGCAAACCUUAGCAAUUUCCAAGUUGUCGAGUCAUAUCCACUCCGAGGGCCGCCCAUUAUUAGCUGGCGACAUUCGCCGUUGCAGCCCUGCAGCCAUGAACAAGAACUGGAACGACCGGGCCGACAAGGACCUCUUCUUCACCAUCUUGUCAGUCAAGAACAUUGGCGUCAUCAGCGGCUCAGAAUGGACCACGAUAGGCAACCACAUGCGCUCUCUGGGCUACGGCUUCACCAAUGAAGGAUGCCGCCAACACUUCCAGGGCCUCCGUAGAGCCCAAAACAAGGCCGAAAACAACGUCGCCGGCGACAAUUCGAGGAAGAUCGAUCCCGCUGUGAACCCCAUCACUCGACGGCCUGGCCCUGGUAGAGGACGGCCCAGGAAACAGCCCGCUGCCGCGACCGCGCCCGGCUCAGCGCCCGUUUCUGGGACUCAGCCCGCCGAAGCUCAGUCUGUUGGAGCUCAGUCUGCCGGCGUUUCGCCUGCCGAUGUCACGUCUGGUACUUCCGGAGCUCCUUCACCCCUUGUGCCCGGGGUCGGGCAGACUGCCGGCGUGCCUCAUGGAGUAGCUAUCCAUCCUCAAUACCCAGGUGUGGGUCGGAUGCCCAGUGCUCCUACUGCACCCCUUUCUACAGUUCCGGGUAUACCGGGUACCCCUGGCAUGCCACUUGAACCCGCUCCGCAGGGACUUGCGGUCGCUCAAGGCCAGCCUCAACCACCACCGCCACAGGCCAGCCAAGCAAUUGCUCCCCAGGCACAAAUGGCCCAGGCACAUAUGACAAGCCCCGAGGAGCUCGCCGUUGAUCCGAACCUGGAAGAAGAGCCGGAGGAGGAGCACGCGGCAAAGCGCCAGAGGCUGGACGACAGUCAAGAGCCCACCCUCGAGGACGAGGCAGUGCUCAAUGUCCUUGCUGGCCACAACAACCCGACAACACCAGGCGAAUACACAUCUGAAUACACAUAUGGGGAUGCUUAGUUUUCGUUCCACUCUUCUUCAGCCCGGCAAUCUCUGGCCAGGUAAUUGAAAACGACAAGGCAUUUUCCUCGCCAGGAGGACCGGGAAUUGACGGGCGGCGUUCCUUGUCGUGCAGUCGAAUCUAGGUCCGGCGCAUCAUUUUCAGCCGAUGUACGAUGGUUCUUUCAUGGACAAGGUGUUCUUUAGGAGUCGUCUCGGAAUUUUGGCAGGUCUGUCUAUCCUCAGUCAGGUCAAUGUCGAUUCAUUGCCUAGAUGCCUGUUCGUUUAGCUGCACAAUUGCUGCCCUCGGUCGUUAUUGCCAUGUGCUCAACCAAUUGUGCUAUCUCCAUUCCUUUGGAGUGUGUCUACUGUUACUGCCGUCAAC